Messenger RNA from Paramecium pentaurelia, 798 nucleotides. The record is from the annotation of a GenBank genome assembly. Lineage: Eukaryota; Ciliophora; Oligohymenophorea; Peniculida; Parameciidae.
UGAUGCAAAAACUUAAACAUACCUUAGUUACCUUUAAAUUAUGCCCUUUUUGUAUGAGAGUGCUGGCUUUAAUGUGUUAUAAGAACAUUAAAUUUGAGAUAAAAUUCAUUGAAAUGUAUUGUAAACCUGAAUGGUUUGUUAAGAUAAGUCCAUUAUCUAGAGUACCAAUAUUAAUGAUUGGAGAUGAUAGUAUAUAAUUAUAUAAUUUAGUUGUUUUAUUUGAAUCUGAUGCAAUUAUGGAAUACAUUGAUGAAAUUUCACCUCCAUAGAUUAUGCCAUCUGAUCCAAUAUAAAAAGCUUUAGAUAGAGGAAAAUUCGAAUAUGCAAGUGAAAUAAUGAAAAACAUGUCUAUUUUUGUUUUUAGUCAAGAUGAAGAGGUAUUUAUAAUAUAUAUAUAUGUAAAAAGAAAUUCUUUAAACACAAGGAAUUAUUAAAAACAAAUUUUGAAUAAGUAGAAAAAUGGUUAGAUGAUAAAAAAUAUAUGAAUGGGGAAUAAAUUUCACUUGUUGAUUUUUGUUUUAUUCCCAUAUUUGUAAAUUUAAGUGUUUUUAAACCUAUAAUUUAGUAAUGUGAAUUAACAAAGAAUUUUACAAGAGUAUUAAUUCAUUAUACAUAUAUUAGUUUAAUAAAUAUGGAGAGAAUCUAUUAUAACUUCCAUGUUCUAAAGCAGGUAGAGUACCAGAUUAUGAAUUACUUGUAGUUGAAGGUGUCAAAAAGGUUAAUAGUUACUUAUAUAGAUCAAAUCCUUGUUUUUUUAAAAGUUUACAAUAGAAUAACAAUUUGUUAUAAGGAAAAUGA